Trichoderma atroviride IMI 206040 is the source of this 1281-nucleotide messenger RNA. RefSeq lists its product as uncharacterized. Gene Ontology annotation, cellular component: membrane. The record is from RefSeq and is a predicted model, not a curated record. Gene Ontology annotation, biological process: transmembrane transport. Gene Ontology annotation, molecular function: transmembrane transporter activity. NCBI's taxonomy places the organism in Eukaryota, Fungi, Ascomycota, Sordariomycetes, Hypocreales, Hypocreaceae.
AUGGACAACAAAAGCGAAAGCUGUGUUCGCUCUACACCUGUUCAUGGCUUGGAUGAUAAAGAUAACGAUUCUGAGUCAUUCACAGACGGUGGCUUGCGAGCAUGGCUGGUGGUUUUGGGCGCUUUCUUUGGCCUAUUUGUUUCUUUCGGUUGGACAAAUUGUGUUGGGGUGUUCCAAGAAUAUUACGAGACUCAUCAGCUUGCAUCAUUGUCGCCAGGCACAGUAUCUUGGAUUCCGUCAUUAUCUAUAUUUACAAUCUUUAUCGCGGGGCCUUUUGUAGGGCAUCUGUUUGACCAUUAUGGUCCUAAGACGCUCUUGCUUUUUGGCACUACUAUUCACGUAUUCGGUCUCAUGAUGGCAUCCGUUUCUUCAAAGUAUUACCAAUUCAUCUUAUCUCAAUCAAUAUGCAGUCCAAUUGGAGCAGCUAUGGUUCUGUACCCGUCUUUUAGCUGUACCACCACAUGGUUCCAGAGGAAGUGCGCUUUGGCGAUGGGUAUUGUAGCCAGUGGAUCCAGUUUGGGCGGAGUCAUACUACCCAUCAUGGUAAAUCGGCUCAUUCCUAGUGUCGGUUUUGGCUGGACGAUGCGAAUAUGUGCCUUUCUUAUGCUGGGCUUGCUCGUCAUAACGAACUUGACUGUUCGAUCACGCCUACGUCCACAGCCAAAGAAUUACGAUGCUGGGGCCUUGAUUAAAUCAUUCAAGGAUGUUCCUUUUUUAUUAACAGCCUUUGCUGGCUUUUUCUAUUCCAUGGGCAUGUUUGUACCCAUCACCUUCCUAGUAACCUAUGGGAGAAGCGUGGGUAUGUCGCCACAACUUGCCGGAUAUCUAGUGUCCAUGUUUAAUGGAGCAAGCGGUGUUGGUCGCAUCCUUCCAGGAUACAUAGCAGACAAAGUCGGAAACUUCAAUGUAUCGCUUUGCGCCGCCUGCUUGUCUACCACUCUGGUAUUCGCUUUAUGGCUUCCUAGUCAUUCCAAUGCAGCCACCAUGGCUUUUGCUUCUCUGUUUGGAUUCAGUAGUGGCACUUAUACGGCAAUAAGCCCUGCGUUGGUGGCUCAGAUAUCAGACAUCCAUGAGAUUGGUCUGAGGUCAGGGACCAUGUAUGCCUUUAUGUCAGUCGCGGCAUUGACAGGAAGUCCUGUCGGAGGUGCUUUGAUCACGGCUGCAAAUGGGAGUUACUGGAAAUUACAGAUUUUCACAGGAGUCAUGCUAGCCACGGGAAGUAUGUUUUACGGUGCCUCACGAUUGUAUUUAGCGAAAGGCAAGUUAUGGGCGAAAGUGUAA